AUGGCUGCACUGCGCGCUUUUAUUGACGCUCCUUUCGCUUCUGCGGCAAACGUGCUCGGAGCAUCUCUUGAUGAAGUCAAACUCAUCGGAUCCUUCCUUCUCUCCUACCCGUUGGCUGCCAUUCUCAAGCGAAUUCCGGAUAAAGACCCAUGGAAAAAGGAUCUCUUCAUUAUAGUCGUGUCGCUGUUCUACAUCCUCGGCUUGUACGAACUCUGGGAUGGCCUUCUCACGUUGCUGUAUAGCUCCGUGGCGACCUAUUUGAUUGCUUAUUAUAUCGAUGGCUCUCUGAUGCCUUGGAUCGGAUUCAUCUUCCUGAUGGGCCACAUGUCCAUUAGCCACAUUUACCGACAAAUUGCGAACGAUGCCUCGGUUGUUGAUAUCACUGGACCCCAAAUGGUGCUUGUUAUGAAACUGUCGGCAUUUUGCUGGAACGUACAUGAUGGCCGUCUCCCGGAUAAAGACCUCACAGACGCUCAGAAAUAUGCAGCAAUCAGGGAGUUCCCAAGUAUACUCGACUAUGCUGGUUAUGUUCUAUUUUUCCCUUCGUUAUUCGCAGGCCCUGCCUUCGACUAUGUCGACUAUCGCCGGUGGAUCGAUACAACUCUCUUCGAGGUCCCUCCCGAUACUGAUCCCUCGAAAGUACCACCGACUCGAAAGAAGCGAAAAAUUCCUCGCAGUGGUCGCCCAGCGUUCAAGAAGAUGGUCAUGGGUAUAUUAUGGAUCCUAGCUUUUGUGCAGCUGGCCCCCUAUUAUCCGUUCUCCUUGUAUCUCGGCGACGAGUUCAAGGCCUACUCGCUUCCACGUCGCAUCUGGCAGCUGUAUAUGCUUGGGCUUGUGACACGUUUGAAAUAUUAUGGCUGCUGGGCCUUAACUGAAGGUGCUUGCAUUUUGUCAGGCCUUGGAUAUAAUGGAUUUGAUCCAAAAACAGGCAAAGUCUUCUGGGACCGCCUCGAGAAUGUCAACCCCUGGGGCUUGGAGACGGCGCAAAACACCAGAGGGUAUCUUGAGAACUGGAACAAGAACACAAAUCACUGGCUGCGAAAUUACGUAUAUUUGCGAGUCACGCCCAAAGGUAAAAAACCGGGAUUCAGAGCCAGUUUGGCAACCUUUAGCACCAGCGCGUUUUGGCACGGCUUCUACCCUGGUUAUUAUCUGGCGUUUGUCUUGGCUUCAUUUGUCCAGACUGUAGCAAAGAAUUUCCGACGUUAUGUUCGUCCGUUCUUCUUGAGUCCAGAUGGGUCUAAACCCACUGCAGCCAAGCCUUAUUAUGACGUUGCAUCCUGGGUUAUUACCCAGCUGAUCAUGUCAUUUACUGUCGCCCCUUUCGUCCUUCUAUCCUUCAGUGGCACAAUCGCAGUCUGGGGCCAUGUAUAUUUCUACGGCAUUGUGGGCGUUGCUUCGGCAAUGGUGUUCUUUUCUAGCCCUGCCAAAGGCUAUCUUAUCGCACAGCAGAAGAAACGCAGUCGGCCAGGAAUUGCACGAAAGGUGAGCGUCGAGGCUCCUGUAUUGGGUCUUCCGAGCGAUCUAGAGCAGGAAGUCGAAGAUGCGAUUAAAGAGAUUUCAGCAGAAAUUGAAGAGAUGCGCAAGAAUGGUGCCAUAACAUCGAUGCCUACUCCUCAAGAGCUUCGUGCUUUGGUCGAGGAGAAACUUAAGAGGAAGUGAUUAUGCCCGCGAAUGACUGCUGUCACUCAGUUGUGAUGGUAAUUUUUGAAACGGCCUCUGAAACUCAUUAUAUAGCCAUGUUUGCUUUCCGGUCCACUUUAGCUUCGUCCUGAGCAAGUUAAUGCUUUAUAUGAUAUCCAUAUAUAUUUUUCGGCGUGACGGUCUCAUCGACGGUUCAGUGUUCAUUGUGGAAGUGUCAAUGCUCAAUUGAGGAUGAUGUUGUGAUGAUCUUCGAGAGUGAGAGUGUAUAUUACGUUAGCCGACUAUUGUUAGCACUACAAUCGAAAUCUUGGGUAUACUCC
Molecule: messenger RNA, 1964 nt
Organism: Talaromyces stipitatus ATCC 10500
Lineage: Eukaryota; Fungi; Ascomycota; Eurotiomycetes; Eurotiales; Trichocomaceae
Product: MBOAT family protein, putative
Exons: 4
Coding region: 1-1662 (553 amino acids)
Biological process (GO): glycerophospholipid biosynthetic process; lipid modification
Cellular component (GO): membrane; endoplasmic reticulum
Molecular function (GO): 1-acylglycerol-3-phosphate O-acyltransferase activity; 1-acylglycerophosphocholine O-acyltransferase activity
Source: RefSeq, a predicted model, not a curated record